UUUUAUGUAUGGAGAGCUGACGGACAAGAAGACAAUAGACAAAGUCAGAGAGACCUUUGAUAAUUAUGAGUCCAACUGCUUUGAGGUCCUGCUAUACAGGAAGAACAGUGAGUGUUCACAUUUAAUUGUUCACAUUAUAUAUGUAUUGUAUACUAUAUUGUAUUGUAUAAAUAAACAAAAUGCACCUUAUGAGAAAAGCAACUGUUACUCCUACAUUGUAAAGAAUCCAUUCUGUCUGCAGGGGCGCCAGUGUGGUUCUAUAUGCAGGUGGCCCCCAUCAGGAAUGAGAAUGACAAAGUGGUUCUCUUCCUGUGCACCUUCAAAGACAUCACUGUCUUCAAGCAGCCCAUCGAGGACGAGUCCACUAAGGGUAAGGACGAGUCCACU
This is a messenger RNA of Coregonus sp. 'balchen', 387 nucleotides long. Lineage: Eukaryota; Metazoa; Chordata; Actinopteri; Salmoniformes; Salmonidae. The record is from the annotation of a GenBank genome assembly.